This is a messenger RNA of Ostrinia nubilalis (European corn borer), 3510 nucleotides long. RefSeq names its product upstream stimulatory factor 2-like (gene Usf). The coding region runs from base 89 to 799 and encodes 236 amino acids. Gene Ontology annotation, molecular function: RNA polymerase II cis-regulatory region sequence-specific DNA binding; DNA-binding transcription factor activity, RNA polymerase II-specific; protein dimerization activity. Gene Ontology annotation, biological process: regulation of transcription by RNA polymerase II. The transcript has 7 exons. The record is from RefSeq and is a predicted model, not a curated record. NCBI's taxonomy places the organism in Eukaryota, Metazoa, Arthropoda, Insecta, Lepidoptera, Crambidae.
UACUCUAUCUUGUUUUUAGCCUCAUCACAUGACCUCUUGUAUUUGUGCCCGUGAUCAAAAUCUGAAAAUUCAAAAAUAAUUACGCGCAAUGGCCAAAGUUGAAUUAGUAGACGUCGAUGACAUACAUAAAAAUUCUCUUGUUAGCAGUGCUGACAGCGACGAGUACCUAGGAAUAGUGGACGAUGGCUCACUUGGCGACGACGAUAAAUCCCAUUUAGUAACGCAGUCGUUUUUGGACACAAAUGAUAACAGUACCUCAUACAGCUUUAGGGAUGUGCAGGCAGGCUCUGUAACAUACAAACUUGUGAUGUCGGAUGAUGCAACAAACAGCAUGGCUACAAAUUCACCACCGCAUGAAUACUAUGUGAUAAGCAGUCCAGGGGAGGUGUUCGGACCACCAGCUGAGAAGAAAGUUAAAAGAGAGCCUGUACCUGAAAAAGCUAUUACGGCUAAAAGGCGAGACGAAAAGCGUCGCGCCACCCACAAUGAGGUGGAGAGGCGGCGUCGGGACAAGAUUAACAGCUGGAUCACCAAGCUGGCUGCCCUGGUGCCCGAUGCCAUGGCUGAUUCCUCCAGUAAGGGCUGUAUUCUCUCCAAGGCCUGCGACCACAUCACGGACCUCACGAGGAAACAGAAGAGACUAGAAAAACUAGAAGUAGAAAACAAGAAGCUUAUGUUAGAAGUGUUAAGACUAAAACAGGAAUUAGUUGACGUACGAAAAGAGAGUGCCAUUAUGCGAAACGACCUAGCGGACACGUGCAUAGUCGCCAGCCAGCGGGCCAAAGGCCAGAAGUCCUAGCUGUAACCCGCCAGGUGUCAACCGAACAGUGAACUUAACCAAGGUGCUGAUAUAGCUAAGUGUGAUUUGACUGUGUAGUGACGUCAUAAAGCAUCAGUUAUUUCAUCUGGCAUCACCGGCCAGUGCUGCCAGAAAUGGCCAGAACCGAUUAACCCGUUUAAGGGUAGUCGAACGAAAAAAGGCUAUGAAGUUUCCAUACAAUUUACGUGAAGAAUAGCAGGCAGAGCGCGUAUUUUUACGCAGUUGUAAGGUGUUAUUGAUUGUAUAGUUAAUAAUGUUGAUGUACAUUGAAAUGUUUUCGUUUGAUAUAAACAAAACAGUUCAAUUUAAAUAUGAAUGUUCGAAAAUGUUUUGUUAUUUUUUGGCAUAGUUUUAACAUUAUUAUUUUAGCUGUUACAUCAUUAAUGUUUUUAGUUUUGUAUAAAAUGUACAAUCUAAUUGGAAAAGGAUUUUUCUUUUAAAACACAUUCAGUAUUGUUUUGAGUAAAUAUGCAUGUUUUAUGAUUUGUUUCCCAUACAUUAAAGGAUAGUAAGAUAAAACUUGUAAGGCACUAAAUAUUAUAUGAAAAGGUCUAAGAUUGUAUGUGGUGUUUUGAAAUGAUAUGUAGCAUGAGUUGUUUGAUUUUAUUAAUGUUUAUCACUUAAGGAUGAAAAUUGCAACAUUAUCCUAUGUCUUCGAUUUACGUAAACUGAAAUUGGUUUCAAUAUCAAAAAGACUUGGAAUAAGGAAUUUAGGGAUUGCCUUUUUCAAGCUAAGAUAUGAAUACGAACGUUUGAUAUAUUUAAAAAGUAUGUUUAAGAAAGCUGAUAUUCUAAAUCGGUAAGAUUAGAAAAUAAUAUUUAGUAGAUUGAACAAAUAUUGUCUAUGUACUAGAAAUAAUUACUUGUGAUAAACUUCCUAAGUACCAACAAUACAAAGAAUAUAGCAAGUGUUAUGAAAUUUUCAAUAGACAAUAUAGGAAGGUUAUCUAAGAUUCCGUGUUGAAAAUAUUUACUUGUAAAUUGGUACCCAUUCGCACUGAUAAUGAAGCAUAGUUCAAAAUGACAAACAUAAAAUAUUUUUGUGUACUGUGCAACUUCCAUACAUUCUUUAUUUUUAAUUAGAAUGUAAUCACAAAUUCAUCUUGUGCUGAUGGGUCCAAUUAUUCAUUAAGGUGGGUCUAGACUGGAGCAUUUACUUGUAACAUAACAACAAGCCGCUCUAUGAAAUGUCUAGUGUAUCACCCUGUCACGAACCAAACAUUUUUUACCUGUGUCCAUUCGUAAGAACGUUAAUUACGUUACAUUACAUAAAGCCUGGUCCGUGAGCACGUAGAAUUUUGUCCAACUGUGCUUGUUGUGCGACUGUGCGACGGGCGCCCGCAGUGUGUGCGAGCGCGACAGCAAUAUAAAUAAUAUAAUUACGCGCGAGCGAUAAGGAUGGGUAGCUUGGGGUCAUUGGACAAAAUUCUACGUGCUCACGGACCAGGCUUUAGAAAUGCUCUGGUUUGUUCUCACCUUUAGACUCUGCUAAGUUGUAACGAUGUUGUUCUAAUUAUACAUUUUAUAAUAGUUAUAGUUGUUACUUACAUGACGUGAGUAAUUUAAAUUAUAAGUAGGUACUAUUAGUUGUUUUGUCUCAUUAACAACAAAUUCGAUUGCAUUUAAACUACACUAAAAUAGCAGUGAACUCGUUUCCGUGAUCAAGUCUAUAAAAAAAAGUAUUUAAAUUAAUACAUACCUUUUCAACGUAAAAUAGCGUGCUGUUCACACAACAUUGGCCGUUUUUUUUUAAAAUAUACUCAUGUCUUUUGUUAUUAAAAUUUGCUUAUUGAAAAGGAUCUUCAGAUAUCAAUGAAAUUAAUCAUUUUACAGUUGUGUAUGUAUACCUAUAACGAAUGUAAUGAAUCACGGAAUUGCGUUUAGUGCUGUCAAAACAAUAGGUGUUACUUUACUGUUUAUAUUGGCUUAAUUGGAAAUGCUUAUUCCAAAUCACUUAUAAUUUAAAUCAGAGCAAAGAUGACUAUAAUAAUAAUAUAUUCUUAAAUCGUCCUAUACUCUGCUGUAUUUGAAUUAUGUAUGUGGCAUUUGAACUUUAUUGGCUGUUUAAAUCAAGUGAUUUGUAAUAAGCAUAAUAAAGCAAUUUUCGUACCGUUCUCUAAACUAUUCAGCUGAAUAAAUCUCUCUUUUACUUCUUUGUGAAUGAAAAAAGACAGCAUCUUUAUACAAACUUUGCGAUUAAAACCUUUUUGAUCGCGUGGGUUUUUUAUUGUCUAAAGUUGCCUACGAUACUAUCUUUUUUUACACUUAAGAAAAUCCAUUUUUAAAGACUACUGAAUGGUACAACAAAAUUGCAAUCAUUCGUUACGCUUAGGCUGAGUUGCACCACCAAACUUUGACCGUAACUAUAACGUUUACCGGUGUUUUUUGUAUGGAGUUUGACAGAUUUUUGACGUUUGUCAAAGUUAAAGUAAGAUGAAAAUGAAAUGAAAAUGUUUUAUUUUAUAAAUAAAGUUGAUUAACAAAACAUUUUGGUAACCAUCCUUUUAAGUAUAAGAAUACCUGGUGAUGGUGCAACUCAAUCUAGUAAUUUUACUUACAGCUGCUAAGAUUGUAAUCACUUGAUUAUUUUCACCUCUAUUUCUGUAUGCUGCUGGUACAACAUCGCAGUUUGUUUUUUAUUUUUUUAUUCAGCUCAAACUAAAAAUAUAAUCAGGUGUUGUUGAAGUAAA